Molecule: messenger RNA, 2047 nt
Organism: Tripterygium wilfordii
Lineage: Eukaryota; Viridiplantae; Streptophyta; Magnoliopsida; Celastrales; Celastraceae
Exons: 3
Coding region: 65-1021 (318 amino acids)
Source: RefSeq, a predicted model, not a curated record
GUACAUGGUCGACUUAUCCCAACCCAGUUGGAGAUGGCACAAGAAUACUGCAUAAAGGCUUCCAAUGUACUCAAAAAUGUUAUGGGAACAAUGGUUGGCAAAGUUAAAAAAAAAGCCAAAGGUUGUUAUAGAUGAGAUUGAAGAGGAAGAGGAAGAGGAAGAGGAAGAGGAAGUUCAAACACAUAGGGAUAUUCCACCUGUUACAGAGAAAUAUGUUUUAAGGGAUAAUAUUGCAAGCAAGAUUGAUGUAUUUGAUAGUUUGCUUAAGGAUCACUCCAAGAAGCAUAAAGAUCUGAAGGUGGAAUUGUGUUUGAUGUUGCAAUUCAUUGAAGAAUCCAUGGGGACUCUUCUAGCAGUUGUUAAAAAACAAAAUGCAGGAAAUGAGGGGGAUGGGAAUCAUGUAAUAAAGGAUGGGGAUGGGAAUGCCACUGAUGGUCCAAGGACUACUGGAAAAGAUAUUGCAGAGGUUGUUUUGGAGUGUCCAAGGACUGUUGGACAUAAAGAGAUAUCUGUACAGGAAGAGCAACAUCCUUUAGGUCAAAUUGAGCAUGAGGCUGAUAACGUAGGAAAAUGUGGGGAUGGGGAUGCCACUGAUGGUCAACUGCAAAAUAGGGAGGCCGUAAUAUUUGUUGAGUCCCAGGAAGUUCCUGUGGAAAAUAUAGAGGAGGCUGUUAUUGAGGGUGAGGAUGCUGUUAGCUCAGGUGUAGAAGACGAUAUUAUUUCAAUGGAUAUAGCUGCCACUAGUUUAGGAACACCAAAUAAGAUGGAUAUGGGCACUGAGGGGGUGGAGAUUGUCACCCCAUCCAAAUUCCCAGUUGCAAAAAAAGGUGGGGUAAUUCCUUAUGUCUCAAAUAAGGAAAAGUGCAAAAGAAAGCUUGGACCAUUAUUGAAUACACCCUACACCAAUCCCACUAAAAAACAAAAAACUGAUUCAUCCUCCACGGUAACAGAAGAGGCUGAAAUUCCCAAAGGCAUAUUGCCAAUGGCUUUUGAACUCAAAAGGCCAUAUCGAAGAGAGUAGUUAGCAGAAUGUCACAAAUGGAUGAAGGAUCCCAAAACACAACAUGAUAAAAUUGAAUGGAUUCCUUGUACUGUUGACAAGGCCUGGUUUGCUGAGGCAAUUCAACCUGACAAAUGGUUAAGAGACCUCCAUCUUGACAUUGCUACAUACCACAUACGCCGGAGACUUGCCAAGUACCCUGCCAUAUUUAAAAGGAAGGCGGCAGUGCUUGACACAAUCUUCUUUGUAUGUGUCCAAUAAUUUGCUAAUGAACUGUAGAUAUUCAUACUCAUUGUUAACUGACCAUCAUUUUUUUAACCAUGUAAUAACAGAGCAAGAUUGGUAUUACCUACAAUGUAUUCAAAGAAGAUCCAGGAAAUUGGGUUGAUUCGGAUACUUUAUUCACAGACUACGUUGUCGAUACCAGUCCUCCUGAAGGUGUUCCCUGGGGAGAAGUGGACUAUGUGUACUUUCCUGCAAACUUUGAUGAGAAGCAUUGGGUGGCAGUAGAGAUGAUAUUGUCAUCACGAAAAAUAAAUGUCUAUGAUUCUUACCAUGACCUUACAAGUGCUGAAAGGUUUGUAGAGAUCAUGAGCCCAUUGUCUAUAAUGACCCCAUACAUAUUACGUCCUUGUGGAUAUGACAUUCCCACGACACCAUGGGAAGUUGAGAAGGUCAAUCCCUGCCCUCAACAAAAGUCAGGGGGGUAUGUUUUUUUUUAACAAAUUUGUGUACUAAAUCAUUUUUAUUGUGCAUUAGUUGUUGUACGCAAUUUUAAUCACUUUAUUUUUUAUUAACAAUUACAGGGGCGAUUGCGGUGUUUUUACAUUCAAAUUCAUUGAAGCAUUGAUAGCAGAAAUUCCUAUCACUGAGAUAAAUCAAAAUGACAUGACGUUUUACAGGAAAAAGUUCACAGCAGAGAGUUGGGGGGGAGAGUUCUCAUUGUGAAAACUAACUCUGCUCUGUACAUUUAGGAGUCAAAUUGUUGUUGUACAUGCUUACUUAUUUGUGUUUGCACAUAUUUUUUCACUAUGCCAAAUUUUUUUA